Molecule: messenger RNA, 288 nt
Organism: Perognathus longimembris pacificus (Pacific pocket mouse)
Lineage: Eukaryota; Metazoa; Chordata; Mammalia; Rodentia; Heteromyidae
Gene: C20H19orf73
Product: chromosome 20 C19orf73 homolog
Source: RefSeq, a predicted model, not a curated record
AUGGGGAUAAAGGUUGGAUUCUAAGGCCAGGGUGGCUCCCGGAAAGACACGCUUUAGUUGGAAGGCGGGUUGAGUGCCUGAUGGGUGAGUGCACCUCCUUCCGCACAGCGCCCGCCCGGGAAACUGCACGCGGCUCCCCCACCCCCGGCUCCCACGCAGACGGUAGUGCGGCCUUGCGGGGCUCCCCCCCCCCCCCGGCGGGCAAGGCUAAUGGUUCGCUCCGCCCCGCCCACACAGAGGCCGCCCACUGGCCCCAGCCGUGACUGGGGACUCCUCGGGCGGAUCUGA